AUGCCUAGACACGGUUUUGCUCAUGCCCACGCUCACGCUGGCCCCGGCUUCGGCCCAGGCUUCACUAUCAAUGGUGCCCCAAUUUUUGACUUUGUUGAAGCUUUGGCUAACGACUUCCAAUCGCAUCCUAUUUUUGGAGAGGAAAACAAGCGAAAAAAGAAUUGGACUGGUAAUUCCAGUGCCAAUGGUAUUUCUGUUUCGCCAAGAUGUCGCAGCUGGGGUGUAAGAUCUGGUCCCAAUGGAACAGAAUCUGACUCUGUUGUCUCACCCCCUGUCGAUGUGUAUGAUACUCCUGACUCUUACACUGUAGUGGCUUCAGUUGCCGGUGCUAAUGCAUCUAAGAUCAAUGUUGAUUUCGACACGACCGAACAUGAACUAAUUAUUUCCGGUGUGAUCAAUUCUGCAGUCUCUGAGGAGCACCGUGAGAAGUAUUUGAAGAUUGGUGAGAGAAGAGUAGGAAAAUUCGAACGCAAGGUUACUGUUCCUGCUGAGCCUCGUGUUGAUGAUGAAAACAUCCAAGCCAAGUAUUCUAAUGGUGUUUUGAAGGUCAUUCUACCUAAGAUCCAGCCCACUCAAGCUGAGAAGAGACGUGUUGUAGUCUCCGUGGUUGAUGAUGAGCCUGAGGAGUCUGUUCCUGAGGAGCAAGAAAAAUCUAAUAAGGAAGAAGUCACUAAUAAGGAAGAAGUCAGCAUCGAAGUUUCGGAGACUUCCAGACAAGAAGGUUCUGCUACUGCAAGUCCGGCUGAAGAUGAAGACUCUGUCAUUGUAGAGAGCCCUGAUAAGGAAAAGACUGCUUAG
Molecule: messenger RNA, 798 nt
Organism: Sugiyamaella lignohabitans
Lineage: Eukaryota; Fungi; Ascomycota; Dipodascomycetes; Dipodascales; Trichomonascaceae
Gene: HSP42
Product: Hsp42p
Exons: 1
Coding region: 1-798 (265 amino acids)
Biological process (GO): protein complex oligomerization; protein folding; response to heat
Source: RefSeq, a predicted model, not a curated record